This is a messenger RNA of Dryobates pubescens (Downy woodpecker), 1715 nucleotides long. It is a transcript of the gene BBS4, whose product is annotated as Bardet-Biedl syndrome 4. Gene Ontology annotation, biological process: protein localization to cilium; cilium assembly. Gene Ontology annotation, molecular function: protein binding. Gene Ontology annotation, cellular component: ciliary basal body. Bases 56 to 1660 code for a protein of 534 amino acids. Lineage: Eukaryota; Metazoa; Chordata; Aves; Piciformes; Picidae. The record is from RefSeq and is a predicted model, not a curated record. The transcript is spliced from 16 exons.
CGGAAGCGCUCGGAGGUCGUCCCCGCGGUAACGGCGCCGCGGCGGCAGCGGAGCCAUGGCGGAGCCGCGGGACCCAGCGAUCUCCCCAGCAGCCUCAGAGCCCCCACGGCCCCGUCCUAAGAAAGCCCCAGACCUGCCCAUCCUGGAGAGGAAGAACUGGCUGAUCUACCUGCUCUAUGUCCGCCAGGACUACGAGGAGUGCAAGGCUGUGAUCAGGGAGCAGCUGCAGGAGUCUCAUGGGCUGUGUGAAUAUGCAGUCUACGUUCAAGCUUUGAUCUUUCGCCUGGAGGGGAAGAUCCAGGAAUCUCUGGAGCUGUUCCAGACCUGUUCCAUUCUGAACCCUCGGAGUGCUGACAACCUCAAGCAGGUGGCACGGUCCCUGUUUCUCCUGGGGAAGCACAAGGCAGCCAUUGAAGUGUACAAUGAAGCAGCCAAGCUGGAUGAGAAGGACUGGGAGAUCAGCCACAACCUGGGUGUGUGCUACAUGUACCUGAAACACUUCAACAAGGCCCAGGACCAGCUGAACACUGCCCUGGAGCUGAACAGGCAUGAUCUGACUUACAUGAUGCUGGGGAAGAUUCACCUCUUGGAGGGGGAGACAGAUAAAGCCAUUGAAGUCUACAAGAAAGCUGUGGAGUUUUCUCCAGAAAACACAGAGCUGCUCACAAGGCUGGGCCUGCUCUACCUGCAGCUUGGGGAUUAUCAGAGGGCCUUUGAACACCUUGGGAAUGCCCUGACCUACGACCCAGGCAACUACAAGGCUACCUUGGCAGCUGGCAGCAUGAUGCAGGCCCACGGAGACUUCGAGGUUGCCCUCUCCAAGUACAAGGCCGUGGCCGGCGCGGUGCCCGAGAGCCCCCCGCUGUGGAACAACAUUGGGAUGUGCUUCUAUGGGAAGAAGAAAUACGUGGCAGCCAUCAGUUGCCUGAAGAGGGCAAACUACCUGGCUCCCUUUGACUGGAAGAUCUUGUACAACCUGGGCUUGGUCCACCUCACCAUGCAGCAGUAUGCCUCAGCUUUCCACUUCCUGAGUGCUGCCAUCAGCUUCAAGCCCAGGAUGGGAGAGCUCUACAUGCUGCUUGCAGUGGCUCUGACCAACCUGGACGACGCUGAGAACGCCAAACGUUCCUACGAGCAAGCUGCAGCCCUGGACAGGUCCAACCCCCUCAUCAACCUCAACUACGCCGUGCUGCUCUACAACCAGGGCGACAAGAAGGGAGCCCUCUGCCAGUACCAGGAGAUGGAGAGGAAGGUCAAUGCCCUGAAGGAGAGCAGCACUCCUGACUUUGACCCUGAGAUGGUGGAAGUUGCCCAGAAGAUGGGAAUUGCCCUGCAGGCUGGGGAGAGCCUGCUCUGGACAAAGCCUCCUAAAGAGACUAAAGCCAAGCAGAAAGCUGCAGGCUCAGGGAAAUCCUCCAGCACUCAGCAGCCUUUGGGCUCUAACCAGGCCCUGGGUCAAGCCAUGUCCUCAGCUGCAGGCUAUGGGAAAACCAUGCAGCUGCCCACAGGUGCUGGAGCUGCAGCUCCUCCUGCCAAGCCUCCCUCGCUGCCGCUGGAGCCAGAAUCAGGCUCAGAAACGAGCCCCGAGGAGACCUCGGCACCAACAGAGGCUGAAGAGGGGAGGAAGGAGAAGCACCAGAGCCAGGAGGCAGAGGAGUAGGAUGGGCUCUGGUGCAGGAGCAUCUCCAGAGCUGCCUCCUGCUCUGUGGGGCAAG